AUGAAACCUCGUAUACCAUAUACCAGAAAAACGCUACUGCUAUCCUAUUCUAAAGAUUGGGUGUUGCCACUCUUUUUCUUGGCAGCAUUUUAUGCAAUUGACCUCCUACCGCCGUUUCAUCGAGUAUUCUCAAUCAAUGAUCCUUCAAUUCAAUUUCCUUAUGCUGAGACAGAACGGAUCAUUUCUGGUGUCGUACCGUUACUGAUAAUAAUGUUCACGUCUGACACAAUCGAUAAAGUCGGUAGACCACGUCCGGAUUUCAUUGCUCGUUGUCAACCAAUAAAAAAUGCAACUGAUGCAUUACCAUAUGGUCUAAGUAACUCGGAUAUUUGUACAUGGAAUAAUAGUGAUGCAAAAAAAAUAAAUGAAGCAUUUAAAAGUUUUCCUUCUGGUCAUUCGUCAACCGCAUUCGCAGGGAUGGCAUAUCUAUCAUUCUACCUCGCCGGAAAACUACACCUAUGCGACAAUCGUGGUCACACGUACAAAUCAUUUGUCAUCACUGCACCAUAUGUAGUCGCGACACUCGUAGCAAUCUCACGCACGAACGACUAUCGACAUCAUUGGCACGACGUGACUUUUGGUGGAAUACUCGGGAUAACAUUUGCCGCAUUUUGCUAUCUGCAAUACUACCCCCUGCCGUGGGCGGUGUCGCCGUAUUUACCUUUUAAUCAUCGGUUCUAUCAACCAGAAGAUUUGGAGCCACCUGUACCAGAUGAUUUGGGUUCUGCAAGAUGCCGGGCAUCCAGUCAGGUGCUUAAAGCAUGUAAAACUACAGUUGGAAGAUGGGUUCAAAUUGAAAUAAUUAAUCAAAAUGAUAAUGAGGAAAAUCCUGGUGAAAGGAUGAUUAUUUAUUGUAAAAUUUGGCCGGAUCCAAGACUUCCCGAUGGUAUAAUACAAGCGGAUACACUCUUGAUGGUUAGAAAAUCAUUGCCAUCAUUGAUGUUUAGCGAAAAUAGUAAAUGUUUAAUCACACCUCUUAAGUAUCCAAUAGAGAUUGCAAGUAAAAUAAUAGUUUCGGCCGAUGUUAUUCUUCCUGUGGAAAAUAAAGAAGACGAUGAGAUUAAUGAACGACGGAUGAGUGAAAAGAUACAAUUAAAUGAUAUCGGAUUUAUUUGGAAGAGCGGGAAUGAUGAAGUUCAAGUAAACACUAUUCGAUCGAUGUUAAAAGGGCUUACAGUAUGUGAAGGAUGCACAAUUCAUGAUGAAAGACGAUGCUUAAAGAUUAAAAUUCGUGAGAUUGUUUCUCAAAAGAAUAACGAAGCUUCAGUUGGAAAUGACACAGAAAUAAUAAUUUAUAAAGAUGAAUUUAAAUCAUCCAAUACGUCUAGCAAUAAUGAGGAUAAUUCAAUCCAACAAAUAAUUUCUUCGGUAGUAUCAUUAUCCUUACAAGAUGACAAUUUAAUAAACUCAGCAGUUACAUCAACGGCUACUUUAAACACAUCAAUUAUUCCGCAAAGAACAUUAAAAACUCCAUCGAGCUUACCAGGCCUUGAGAAAGCAUAUGAAUCACUUUUUGAAAUGAUAAGUUACCCUUUAUUUUAUCCGGAUUUAUUAAGCCAACUUAAUAUCGAGUGUCCUAAAGGUGUAUUGAUUUAUGGUCCACCCGGAGUUGGAAAAACUUAUCUUGUGGCUACAAUUUCCAAGAUUUGUAACGCCAAAAUGAUUACAAUCCAUGGUCCCGAGAUUUAUGGUUCAUAUGUCGGAGAAAGUGAAACAAAACUUCGAGAAAAAUUUAUGUUUGCUCAACGUUUAACAUUAGAAGAAAAUUAUCCAGUUAUCUUGUUUAUUGAUGAAGUGGAUGCUUUAACUCCACAUCGAACAGAAUCUCAACCUCAUGAGUCACGUGUUGUCGCACAACUUUUAAUGUUAAUGGAUGGUAUGGAAUCGCGUGGAAGAUUAGUCGUUAUUGCCGCAACUAAUCGUCCUAAUGCAAUUGAUCCUGCAUUGCGAAGACCUGGAAGAUUUGAUCGAGAAGUUGCAAUCGACGUGCCAACCGAAGAGGCACGAUUUAAGAUUCUAGGGGUACAAACUCAAAACAUGAAAUUGGCUAAUGACGUGAAUCUUUUGAAGUUGGCGUCUUUGACUAAUGGAUAUGUUGGAGCUGAUUUAGCAGCAUUAUGCAGAGAAGCUGCGAUGAGCGCAAUACAUCGGCACACUACUGCAAGCGUUAGAAAUCCUCUCAUCAAUCUCACCCCGAUAACAAUAUUUGAUUUUAAGACGGCAUUGUCUCGUGUUGGACCGUCCAUGCAACGUGGAUUCCAUGUUGAUGUCGAAAAAACCAGCUGGGAAAAUGUCGGAGGCCUAGAAGAUGUAAAAAAGAAAUUAAAACAGGCUAUUGAAUGGCCAAUUAAACAUCGUAAAACUUUCGAGCGACUGGGCUUAAAACCUCCCCGUGGAGUUCUACUUUAUGGUCCGUCAGGAUGUAGUAAAACAACUCUGGUAAAAGUGAUGGCUUCAACCUCUGGUGCAACUUUUCUUUCAAUCAACGGUGCACAACUUUACUCCUCAUAUCUCGGCGAUUCUGAAAAAAAUAUCCGAGUUACUUUUCAACGUGCUCGUUUGACUGCUCCAUCAAUAGUAUUUUUUGACGAGAUUGACGCGAUAGUUGGAAAACGGACGAUGGGAGAAAGUCAUGCGGGUGCUGGUGGCAAUGGAGAUAGUGUACAAGAAAGAGUUUUAUCGAUGCUUUUGAAUGAGAUGGAUGGUAUUGAAUCUGCGACUUCUGUACUUGUGGUGGGGGCAACAAAUCGACCAGAUUUAUUGGACGUUGCGUUAUUAAGGCCAGGCAGAUUUGAUAAACUGAUAUAUGUUCCACCUCCAGAUUUACAAGCACGUCGUGAAAUACUAAAAAUUUACACUAUUAAUAUGCCAGUAAGCAAUGAUUUGGAUCUUGAUUCUAUAGCUAAAAAGACUGAAAUGUAUACGGGUGCUGAUUUGAAGAACGUUUGCCGUGAAGCUGCAAUCAUUGCACUAAAACAAUUCCAUAUAGUGGAUAAAGUG
Molecule: messenger RNA, 3000 nt
Organism: Ambispora gerdemannii
Lineage: Eukaryota; Fungi; Glomeromycota; Glomeromycetes; Archaeosporales; Ambisporaceae
Source: the annotation of a GenBank genome assembly